Messenger RNA from Penicillium arizonense, 1005 nucleotides. RefSeq lists its product as uncharacterized. Bases 1 to 1005 code for a protein of 334 amino acids. Gene Ontology annotation, biological process: regulation of transcription by RNA polymerase II. The record is from RefSeq and is a predicted model, not a curated record. Gene Ontology annotation, molecular function: DNA-binding transcription factor activity, RNA polymerase II-specific. The transcript has a single exon. Lineage: Eukaryota; Fungi; Ascomycota; Eurotiomycetes; Eurotiales; Aspergillaceae.
AUGAUCAAACAGAAGGCUGAUGCUAGAGAGACUGUUGAUAUUGUUGAAGACUCAGAUACAGUGGACUUGGCAAUCAUCAUAGAACAUCAUCAAAGAGGGUUGGAAGGCUUCAGAGAAGAAGUGUCCCGCAUCUCUGCUUCUAACGCUGAGCUCGUUUUCACGGGGUCCAUACUUCUUAUUGCAUUUGCCUUUGCAUUCCUCGGGGUUCAGGACCUCAACCCGAUUACUGGGGCGGCAGAAGAGAUGAGCAACGCUAUGGCAAACCCUUCUUUAACAAAUGAUGUCCUACGCCUUAACUGGUUAUACCUCAACCGAGGUGUAACUUCCGUGGUAGGUGAUCAAUGGCCUGUCUUGAAAACCAGCCGGCUCCGGCAGCUAUUGAUGUUAUCGCAUGGCGAUGAGUGUUGGGAGAAUUCAUCAUUCGAUGCACCAUCUCGGCUUUCUCGUUGCCCACCCCGCCUAUUGAAAUUUGCCGAAGGUGCUCAUCAAGCAGUCGCCUCCAUCAAGGCUUCUUUAAAUGCGCUUGAACCCGCCCCGGAUGACUUAUCUAGCUACUCGGGCACGCCAACAUCUCAACCUUCAUCGUCCACGACGUUAGACUGGGCCAUGGAUGCGCACUUCGAGACAAUGCGCAUCCUAGACUCUGUUUACUCGCGCAUUUUAUCCGUAUUGCGGUGUGCGGCAACCGAAUAUCCUACGGACAAGGAGAUCCAGUUGGAUUUUGAGGAGGCAGCGAUUCUAUCCUGGCCGGCUUUGCUCCCUAGUGCCUUUUUGGCGUCGCUUGAGAGAAGCGACCGUAACUGCCUUCAUGGACACUCGCUCGUCAUCCUCGCUCAUUUCUAUCUGGUAAACACUCUGGUGGAUACUUGGUAUAUGAGGGGCUCCUUUGAAAUCGAGAUACUAAGAGUCAAUGCGCUUAUUGAUUCACUGAAUGAUAGCCAACUGUCAACAUUCAUGCUAUGGCCCAACGAGGUCAUGAAGUUGCCACUAACCUGUAUAUCUUAA